Molecule: messenger RNA, 2226 nt
Organism: Melanaphis sacchari
Lineage: Eukaryota; Metazoa; Arthropoda; Insecta; Hemiptera; Aphididae
Product: transcription factor HES-1-B-like
Exons: 3
Coding region: 304-1482 (392 amino acids)
Biological process (GO): regulation of neurogenesis; anterior/posterior pattern specification; regulation of transcription by RNA polymerase II
Cellular component (GO): nucleus
Molecular function (GO): protein dimerization activity; RNA polymerase II cis-regulatory region sequence-specific DNA binding; DNA-binding transcription factor activity, RNA polymerase II-specific
Source: RefSeq, a predicted model, not a curated record
GCACGCGUGCACAACGUGGGAACUCGCGCAACCGUGCGCCCCGUGCCAUUAUGUUUUGAAAUAACCGAGCAGUAUGGACCGGUUCGCUUUUGUCGGUGUUUUAGAUCAUUGCGCGCGUAACAGGCCUAAGAUAAACGAUUUUUUCGAAUUUGGAUUUUCCAACGAAACACUAACGGACACGUGAAACACGUCGUGGAGUCGUCCGAUAGAAAUUUUCCGAUGUAUAUUUAUGUGCGAUAUCGUCGUGCCGUAGUUGUACAAGUUAUGCCACUUGUCAGACGAAAAUAUAGGUAAAAUAACAUUAUGUCAUCGACGAACAAUGACUCAGAAGACGACGAUCCAAGGGUGCAUUCGUCCGGGAUGUCUUCCUCUGGUCAACCCAGACGUUACGAGCUUUCGAAAUCCGAAUUGCGAAAGAAUAAUAAGCCAAUUAUGGAAAAAAAAAGGAGAGCCAGAAUCAAUCAGUGUUUGAAUGAAUUGAAAACACUUAUAUUGGACGCAUUGAAAAAAGACCCAGCAAGACAUACAAAGUUAGAAAAAGCGGACAUCCUGGAAAUGACCGUGCGGCACCUGCAGUCGUUGCACCGGAGUGGCAGUGGCAGCCGACCGUUAGCUCCGGCCGUCUGUCCAACGGUCGAAUCACCGCUGUCGCCUUCGUCAUCGACCGCGGCCUUAACGGCGGUGGUCGUGCAAAAGUUUCAGACGGGUUACCAGGAAUGCGCCGGCGAGGUGAAUCGGUUCGUAGACCGAUUGGACGGGGUGGACGAAGAGAUCAAAAAGAGGCUGAUGUCACAUCUGGACUCGUGCGUGGCCAAAAUGAGGUACGUCGCCGCGGCCGCAGGCACGACGCCUCCGCCACCGCCGCCGCGACCACUCGCGAACAAUAAUAAUUACUCGUUGCACCAUCGGCUCGACCUACAAGCGGCGGCGGCGGCGGCCACGGCAUUAGCCGCGACCGCGUCGGUGCCGAUUUCGAGCGGCCGACCAGUUUUGCAGCAGCAAUCGCUGAUCGGAGAAUUGACGCCCCCGACCGUCCCGCCGCCCAUCCCGCCGCUGCCGCUGCCGAAAGUCGGCCGUUUCCGGACGAGCGCGUUCACGGCGGUACACGGUCAGCUUCCGUCACCGGAUGUCGGUUCGACGCCUUUCGUGUACUGCGACGAACCGGACGUGUCGUCGACCAGCUCGUGGGCCGAAGACAUGGCAGCCGCGUCCGCUGUCCAGCACCCACCGCUCGAUUUUUCGAUGAAAAAAACUGUGGCCGGAUGCAGCAACAAGAGGCCCCUGGGCGACAUACCAGUAAACGUUCCUACGGCCAACGCGUCGUCCUCGCACAAGCAAUCGGCGGCGGCAGCGACGGCGGCAGCGUCGUCAAACGGUGACGGGCCAACGGCCGCGCGCGUUCGCAGGCCCGAAGCCGUGGCCGCCGCGGUCAGACCGUGCGACGGUCCAGACUCCGACCCCAACAUGUGGAGGCCCUGGUGACGUCGUCCGUCCGCGUCGUAUCGCCGAUAGUAUGCGCAGCAGCUGUAGUGUAGUUAGUGAUAUUUUCAGUCACUUUUCGGCAGUGUUGGGUAUACAUAUAGUUACCCCGCAUUACGCGCAACACUGCGUCGUCAUGCAUUUCGUACAAAGUACGUACUAUCGUUGUAUAGGAAUUGUACCUCUAUACACAUAUCGAAGUUGUACAUUAUAAUAUGUACUCUCUUAAUGAUACACGGUGACUUCGCGAAUUAUUCCGUUAUAUAAUAUAGUUUAUAACAUAAAACCAGAAAAACGUAUGUGAUAUCUCGUAUUUAAAUUUAAAAUGUUUACAUAAUAUAUGGCUUUUGUAAAAGAAAAAAACACUUUCGCGAUUCCAGAUUUCCCUAAUUUUUAUACUCUUAUUAACUACAGCAGUGGCGAUCAAUCAAUUUUGUCACGGGUGGGGAAUGGGGAUGAGGGGCUGAUCUUUUAACAUGCGCAUAUUGGUCAUUAAAAAUAGAAUUUAAAGAUUAUAUAGAUCGAUUUAUUAUUUAAAAACCAUAAACUAAAAAGUUAAUUAAUAGUUAGGUGUACCAAAUGUAUUUAUAAUAGUGAAAUGCGUUUUUGUUUAUUUUUGCCAGUUCAUCUACUUAACUUAGAGUUAUAUUCACUAGUCCACGACAAACAGCCAUUGAUAAGACUCUUAGAUUACCAUAUUAAAUAAACAAUUUAUUAAACAUAUUAUUUUUUAAUGACUAUAAAAUA